Molecule: messenger RNA, 9339 nt
Organism: Cercocebus atys (sooty mangabey)
Lineage: Eukaryota; Metazoa; Chordata; Mammalia; Primates; Cercopithecidae
Gene: UNC13C
Product: unc-13 homolog C (C. elegans)
Exons: 34
Coding region: 1180-7830 (2216 amino acids)
Biological process (GO): synaptic vesicle priming; synaptic vesicle maturation; synaptic transmission, glutamatergic
Cellular component (GO): terminal bouton; neuromuscular junction; presynaptic membrane
Molecular function (GO): calmodulin binding; calcium ion binding; diacylglycerol binding
Source: RefSeq, a predicted model, not a curated record
AGCAGAAUUGGCCAUGACUGUCUCCUAGGUCAUCAUCCAGCGAGAAAGGAAAGAUAGGCUGAGGAAGCUCUGGCAUCCAGGCGUCUCCCAGCGAUGAAGCUGUGUCCCACACAGUUAGUUGUUAGUGCGGUGGUGAAGGCCACACCUGGCAGUGGUUACAGUGCGUCUCCUGUGAGCAGGGGCUGUGGCUCACCCUCUCGGAGCUGCUCCGUGCAGCUACGGUGGCAGAAGAGGGAGCCCGGGCGCUCUUGGUGGAGGAGGCUGGGGAUCGCAGUGUCGGUGCUGCAUUCAGAAAAGCCUCAGCCGCAGCCGGCGAUGUGUGAAGUUCCCAGCACGCACUCAGCCCGGCUGCUCCUCACCCUCAAUUGUUGAUGAGCCUGGGCGCUCGUCAACACACAGGAGAGAUCCCAUUUUGCUUUCUGGGAGAAAGAGACGAGAAAUGAGCUGCGGAAGGUAUUUGGCAGUGAGAAGAGUGAAAGGCAGUUUCUUGCCAGCAGCUAAGUUGUAGAAUUGCUUCAGAGGCUACCCGGGGAGCGCGAUAGAAUUGACAAGAAAAGAACAGACACCGUUGCAGACCAAGGCAUGCCUGAUUGCACGAGUCGGAUCCCUGGGACGCAGCUUCCACUCCUGCUCUAACUAUUUGUGACUGAAUAAAGGAAACGAGACUAGAAACACAAUCGCAAGUGGUGUUCCUAAAAGGAAAACACAUAUACUCCAAAAGGAGGAGAGGAACAAUCUAGCCGGCGUGCACAUUUUUUUUUUUUUAAAGGAGAACCCCUCAGAGCAGAAAAAAAUCCAACGUGAUCAAUCUUUACCAAGUGGCUGCUCCAUCUUCUUGAAAGCUGUUGUAUCAGGUGUUCAGCCUUUGUCUCAGCUGCUGGCAGAUUGGAUAUUUGGCAGCAGCAGCACCUAGAUCAGAUUUGACACUACAUGGAGUUGUGUGGAAAUGACAGAGAUUCAUGAAACCCCUCCUCCAGGAAAGAAUGUCUUUCAUAGAUGGAGCUUUGCUUCCGGUUUGCACAGGACAGCGACAAUGUGGCAGAGCCACGCCUGCCCUUCCUGCUCUUUUCAGUGAUUCACAGAACAUCUGAACAGUGAUGCUUGCCUUGGAUUUUCAGAUUUUCAUCCUGAUACUUGUUUACUUUUCUGGGACAGAAAAGCUUGCACUAAUUGCUCUCCAUGGUGGCUAAUUUUUUCAAGAGCUUGAUUUUACCUUACAUUCAUAAGCUUUGCAAAGGAAUGUUUACAAAGAAAUUGGGAAAUACAAACAAAAAAAAAGAGUAUCGUCAGCAGAGAAAGGAUCAAGACUUUCCUACUGCUGGCCAGACCAAAUCCCCCAAAUUUUCUUAUACCUUUAAAAGCACUGUAAAGAAGAUUGCGAAGUGUUCAUCUACUCACAACUUAUCCACCAAGGAAGACGAGGCUAGUAAAGAGUUUUCCCUCUCGCCAACAUUCAGUUACCGAGUAGCUAUUGCCAAUGGCCUACAAAAGAAUACUAAAGUAACCAACAGUGACCAUGAGGAUCUGCUUCAAGAGCUGUCUUCAAUUGAGAGUUCCUACUCAGAAUCAUUAAAUGAACUAAGGAGUAGCACAGAAAACCAGGCACAAUCAACACACACAAUGCCAGUUAGACGCAACAGAAAGAGUUCGAGCAGCCUUGCACCCUCUGAGGGCAGCUCUGAUGGGGAGCGUACUCUACAUAGCUUAAAACUGGGGGCUUUACGAAAACUGAGAAAAUGGAAAAAGAGUCAAGAGUGUGUCUCCUCAGACUCCGAGUUAAGCACCAUGAAAAAAUCCUGGGGAAUAAGAAGCAAGUCUUUGGACAGAACUAUCCGAAACCCAAAGACAAAUGCCCUGGAACCAGGGUUCAGUUCCUCUGGCUGCAUUAGCCAGACACAUGAUGUCAUGGAAAUGAUCUUUAAGGAACUUCAGGGAAUAAGUCAGAUUGAAACAGAACUUUCUGAACUACGAGGGCAUGUCAAUGCUCUCAAGCACUCCAUCGAUGAGAUCUCUAGCAGUGUGGAGGUUGUACAAAGUGAAAUUGAGCAGCUACGUACAGGGUUUGUCCAGUCCCGGAGGGAAACUAGAGACAUCCAUGAUUAUAUUAAGCACUUAGGUCAUAUGGGUAGCAAGGCAAGCCUGAGAUUUUUAAAUGUGCCUGAAGACAGAUUUGAAUAUGUUGAAAGUGUGGUGUACCAAAUUCUAAUAGAUAAAAUGGGUUUUUCAGAUGCACCAAAUGCUAUUAAAAUUGAAUUUGCUCAGAGGAUAGGACACCAGAGGGACUGUCCAAAUGCAAAGCCUCGACCCAUACUUGUGUACUUUGAAACCCCUCAGCAAAGGGAUUCUGUCUUAAAAAAAUCAUAUAAACUCAAAGGAACAGGCAUUGGAAUUUCAACAGAUAUUCUAACUCAUGACAUCAGAGAAAGAAAAGAGAAAGGGAUACCAUCCUCCCAGACAUAUGAGAGUAUGGAUAUGAAGUUGUCUACUCCAGAGCCAAAAAUCAAGAACAAUUGGCAGUCACCUGAUGACAGUGAUGAAGAUCUUGAAUCUGACCUCAAUAGAAACAGUUACGCUGUGCUUUCCAAGUCAGAGCUUCCAACAAAGGGAAGUACUUCCAAGCCAAGCUCAAAAUCACACAGUGCUAGAUCCAAGAAUAAAACUGCUAAUAGCAGCAGAAUUUCAAAUAAAUCAGAUUAUGAUAAAAUCUCCUCACAGUUGCCAGAAUCAGAUAUCUUGGAAAAGCAAACCACAACCCAUUAUGCAGAUGCAACACCUCUCUGGCACUCACAGAGUGAUUUUUUCACUGCUAAACUUAGUCGUUCUGAAUCAGAUUUUUCCAAAUUGUGUCAGUCUUACUCAGAGGAUUUUUCAGAAAAUCAGUUUUUCACUAGAACUAAUGGAAGCUCUCUCCUGUCAUCUUCGGACCGGGAGCUAUGGCAAAGGAAACAGGAAGGAACAGCGACCCUGUAUGACAGUCCCAAGGACCAGCAUUUGAAUGGAAGUGUUCAGGGUAUCCAAGGGCAGACUGAAAUUGAAAACACAGAAACUGUGGAUAGUGGAAUGAGUAAUGGCAUGGUGUGUGCAUCUGGAGACCGGAGUCAUUACAGUGAUUCUCAGCUCUCUUUACAUGAGGAUCUUUCUCCAUGGAAGGAAUGGAAUCAAGUAGAGCAAGGAGCUGAUUUAGGCUUGGAUUCAUCCACCCAGGAAGGUUUUGAUUAUGAAACAAAUAGUCUUUCUGAGCAACAGCUGGGUGUUUACAAUAAAGACCUAGAAUACUUGGGAAAGUGCCACAGUGAUCUUCAAGAUGACUCAGAGAGCUACGACUUAACUCAAGAUGACAACUCUUCUCCAUGCCCUGGCUUGGAUAAUGAACCACAAGGCCAAUGGGUUGGCCAAUAUGAUUCUUAUCAGGGAGCUAAUUCUAAUGAGCUUUACCAAAAUCAAAACCAGUUGUCCAUGAUGUAUGGAAGUCAAAGUGAAUUGCAAAGUGAUGAUUCAGAGGAUGCCCCACCCAAAUCAUGGCAUAGUCGAUUAAGCAUCGACCUUUCUGAUAAGACUUUCAGCUUUCCAAAAUUUGGAUCUACAUUGCAGAGGGCUAAAUCAGCCUUGGAAGUAGUAUGGAACAAAAGCACACAGAGUCUGAGUGGGUAUGAGGACAGUGGCUCUUCAUUAAUGGGGAGAUUUCGGACAUUAUCUCAAUCAACUGCAAAUGAGUCAAGUACCACACUUGACUCUGAUGUCUACACGGAGCCCUAUUACUAUAAAGCAGAGGAUGAGGAGGAUUAUACUGAACCAGUGGCUGAUAAUGAAACAGAUUAUGUUGAAGUGAUGGAACAAGUCCUUGCUAAACUAGAAAACAGGACUAGUAUUACUGAAACAGAUGAACAAAUGCAAGAAUAUGAUCACCUUUUAUAUGAAACACCUUAUGAAACUCCACAAGAUGAGGGUUAUGAUGGUCCGGCAGAUGAUAUGGUUAGUGAAGAGGGAUUAGAACCCUUAAAUGAAACAUCAGCUGAGAUGGAAAUAAGAGAAGAUGAAAACCAAAACAUUCCUGAACAGCCAGUGGAGAUCACAAAGCCAAAGAGAAUUCGUCCUUCUUUCAAAGAAGCAGCUUUAAGGGCCUAUAAAAAACAAAUGGCGGAGUUGGAAGAGAGGAUCUUGGCUGGAGAUAGCAGUUCUGUGGAUGAAAAGGCUCGAAUAGUAAGCGGCAAUGAUUUGGAUGCUUGCAAAUUCUCUGCACUCCAGGUGUGUGGUGGGGCAGGAGGUGGACUUUACGGUAUUGACAGCAUGCCAGAUCUCCGCAGAAAAAAGACUUUGCCUAUUGUCCGAGAUGUGGCCAUGACCCUGGCUGCCAGGAAAUCUGGACUCUCCCUGGCUAUGGUGAUUAGGACAUCCCUAAAUAAUGAGGAACUGAAAAUGCACGUCUUCAAGAAGACCUUGCAGGCAUUGAUCUACCCUAUGUCUUCUACCACCCCACACAAUUUUGAGGUCUGGACAGCUACCACGCCCACCUACUGUUAUGAGUGUGAAGGGCUCCUGUGGGGCAUUGCAAGGCAAGGCAUGAAGUGUCUGGAGUGUGGAGUGAAAUGCCACGAAAAGUGUCAGGACCUGCUAAACGCUGACUGCUUGCAGAGAGCAGCAGAAAAGAGUUCUAAACAUGGUGCCGAAGACAAGACUCAGACCAUUAUUACAGCAAUGAAAGAAAGAAUGAAGAUCAGGGAGAAAAACCGACCGGAAGUGUUUGAAGUAAUCCAGGAAAUGUUUCAGAUUUCUAAAGAAGAUUUUGUGCAGUAUACAAAGGCGGCCAAACAGAGUGUACUGGAUGGGACAUCCAAGUGGUCUGCAAAAAUAACCAUUACAGUGGUUUCUGCACAGGGUCUACAGGCAAAAGAUAAAACAGGGUCUAGUGAUCCAUAUGUUACAGUUCAAGUUGGAAAGAACAAAAGAAGAACAAAAACCAUUUUUGGAAACUUGAAUCCAGUAUGGGAUGAGAAGUUUUAUUUUGAGUGUCAUAACUCCACAGAUCGAAUCAAAGUCAGAGUAUGGGAUGAAGAUGAUGAUAUUAAAUCCAGAGUCAAGCAACAUUUCAAAAAGGAGUCAGAUGAUUUCCUGGGACAAACAAUUGUAGAAGUGAGGACCUUGAGUGGAGAAAUGGAUGUCUGGUACAACUUAGAGAAAAGGACAGAUAAGUCAGCUGUAUCUGGGGCCAUACGAUUGAAAAUCAAUGUGGAGAUAAAAGGAGAAGAGAAGGUUGCUCCAUAUCAUAUUCAAUAUACCUGUUUACAUGAGAAUCUGUUCCAUUACUUGACUGAAGUGAAAUCUAAUGGUGGAGUGAAAAUCCCGGAAGUCGAAGGGGAUGAAGCCUGGAAGGUUUUCUUUGAUGAUGCUUCCCAGGAAAUAGUUGAUGAAUUUGCUAUGCGUUAUGGAAUUGAAUCCAUUUAUCAAGCUAUGACGCACUUUUCAUGUCUGUCUUCUAAAUACAUGUGCCCUGGUGUCCCUGCUGUCAUGAGCACCUUGCUGGCUAAUAUCAAUGCUUUUUAUGCUCACACAACAAUUUCAACAAAUGUACAGGUUUCUGCUUCAGAUCGAUUUGCUGCUACCAACUUUGGUAGGGAAAAAUUCAUAAAACUACUGGACCAGUUGCAUAACUCUCUGAGGAUUGAUCUGUCAAAGUAUAGGGAAAACUUUCCUGCAAGCAAUACUGAAAGACUGCAAGACCUGAAAUCAACUGUUGACCUGUUAACAAGUAUCACCUUUUUUAGGAUGAAGGUUCUGGAGCUGCAAAGCCCCCCAAAAGCAAGCAUGGUGGUGAAAGACUGUGUAAGGGCUUGCCUGGAUUCUACAUACAAGUAUAUUUUUGACAAUUGCCAUGAACUCUACUCCCAGCUAAUAGACCCGAGUAAGAAACAGGACAUUCCUCGUGAAGAUCAGGGACCAACCACCAAGAAUUUGGAUUUUUGGCCCCAACUUAUUACACUGAUGGUCACUAUUAUUGAUGAGGAUAAAACUGCCUACACACCUGUCCUGAAUCAGUUUCCUCAAGAGCUGAACAUGGGAAAAAUAAGUGCCGAAAUUAUGUGGACUCUUUUUGCUCUGGAUAUGAAAUAUGCAUUAGAAGAACAUGAAAAUCAGCGGUUAUGCAAGAGCACCGAUUAUAUGAACUUGCAUUUCAAAGUUAAAUGGUUUUAUAAUGAAUAUGUGCGUGAACUUCCCGCCUUCAAGGAUGCUGUUCCUGAAUACUCCUUGUGGUUUGAACCUUUUGUCAUGCAGUGGCUAGAUGAAAACGAAGAUGUGUCGAUGGAAUUCCUUCAUGGAGCAUUGGGAAGAGACAAAAAAGAUGGAUUCCAGCAGACAUCUGAGCAUGCCCUCUUUUCUUGCUCCGUGGUUGAUGUGUUUGCUCAGCUGAAUCAGAGCUUUGAGAUUAUUAAGAAACUGGAAUGCCCUAAUCCUGAAGCGUUAUCUCACUUAAUGAGAAGAUUUGCAAAGACUAUCAACAAAGUGCUGCUCCAGUAUGCUGCAAUUGUAUCAAGUGAUUUCAGUUCCUAUUGUGAUAAGGAAAAUGUGCCCUGUAUCUUGAUGAACAAUAUUCAACAAUUGCGGGUCCAGCUGGAAAAAAUGUUUGAAUCCAUGGGAGGGAAAGAGCUAGAUUCUGAAGCUAGUACUAUUCUAAAAGAACUUCAGGUUAAGCUCAGUGGAGUCCUGGAUGAGCUCAGCGUCACGUACGGUGAAAGUUUCCAGGUUAUAAUUGAAGAGUGUAUAAAACAGAUGAGUUUCGAAUUAAAUCAAAUGAGAGCAAAUGGAAACACCACAUCUAAUAAGAACAGUGCAGCAAUGGAUGCAGAGAUUGUGUUAAGACCUCUCAUGGAUUUUUUGGACAAAACAUUAAGUCUCUCAGCAAAAAUCUGUGAGAAAACAGUCCUAAAGCGAGUUUUGAAAGAGUUAUGGAAGCUAGUUCUCAAUAAAAUAGAAAAACAAAUCGUUCUUCCUCCUCUGACAGAUCAAACAGGACCCCAGAUGAUUUUCAUUGCAGCUAAAGAUCUUGGACAAUUAUCCAAACUGAAGGAGCACAUGAUUCGAGAGGAUGCCAAGGGUCUGACGCCAAGACAAUGCGCUAUAAUGGAGGUAGUCCUGGCUACCAUCAAACAAUACUUCCAUGCAGGAGGAAAUGGCCUGAAAAAGAAUUUCUUGGAGAAAAGCCCAGAUCUUCAGUCUCUGAGAUAUGCUCUCAGUCUUUAUACCCAAACUACUGAUGCCUUGAUAAAGAAAUUCAUAGAUACUCAAACCUCACAGAGUCUCUCCUCCAAAGAUGCCGUGGGUCAGAUAUCUGUUCAUGUGGACAUCACAGCCACCCCUGGAACGAGCGAUCAUAAAGUCACUGUAAAAGUGAUUGCCAUUAAUGACCUAAACUGGCAGACCACAGCCAUGUUCCGCCCCUUUGUGGAAGUUUGUAUACUGGGACCGAACCUUGGAGACAAGAAGAGAAAACAAGGCACAAAAACAAAAAGCAACACGUGGUCACCAAAAUACAAUGAAACAUUUCAGUUCAUUCUGGGAAAGGAAAAUCGACCAGGGGCUUAUGAACUUCAUCUCUCAGUUAAGGAUUACUGCUUUGCCAGAGAAGAUCGAAUUAUCGGAAUGACAGUCAUUCAGCUACAGAACAUAGCAGAAAAGGGAAGCUAUGGGGCAUGGUAUCCUCUUCUGAAAAAUAUCUUUAUGGAUGAAACUGGUUUGACUAUCCUUAGAAUACUCUCUCAGAGGACCAGUGAUGAUGUGGCUAAAGAAUUUGUAAGACUUAAAUCUGAAACAAGAUCUCCUGAAGAGAGUGCUUGAAACAAACACUGCAAGCUAAAUUCAUAACUAUAAUUGUUUGACUACUGCAUGCAUGUGCAUAUACAUGGGAAUGUUUAUUUCACUACAUUUCAAUGUUUGCCAGUACUCAUGUACGAUGUCUACAAGGUAUGUUAAAAAAAACCUGCUGAACUUUUAUAUCAAUUCUGGUCUUUGGGAAAUAAGUGUUCCAAUGAAGUGCCAAAAUUAUGAUGUAAAGUGAAAUAUCAAGAACACCUUUUAACAUGUUUAUUUUGUUUCUUUACCUAUUUCACAUUCACGAAACAUAAUUUUAAAAACUAGUCUUUUGGGUUCGCCCAUCAGUUGUCUUUGUUAAAUUAGUUUAUAUUGCCCAUAGAUCAGAAAACAUUUAUUACUCAAUUUCCAUUUUAUUUACUUACCUCAUUAUAGAUGUCUUACAAAUACCCUUUUCUACCAUAACUAGAAAUGCAGUCACUUCUAGAAAGCAUUUGUAAUUUUAUAGUUGCAGAUAUAUUGUGAUUUUUGCAUACAAAUUAAAAUAGAAAAGGUGGGAAAUAUUUUCUGCUGACCAGUUUCCAACCUUUCUGAAAUAUCACUGUGAAGAAAUGCUGUUAAAGCAGACUUACACAAAGCAAUGCUAGAGUUUGUUAACAAUGUUUGAUAUAUAUUGACAAAAAACUUUGUUCUUUAAAACUGCCAAGGUCACAUCACAUUUGUAAAAAUGGUAAGUUAAUGCAUUUGUCAUAUACUGUUAUGUCUUAGCUUUACCGUAUUUCAUUCUUUAAAAAGUCAUUGGGUUAAUGGUUUAGAAAUGGGAUGGAAGGUUCAUUGAAAAAUACCUGUAAGUAACUAUCUUGUUAAUAUCUUCCGUCUGACAGUUAUGACUCUAUAAUCAGUUCAAUGCUUUCUUUUUAAAAAUAUUCAAUGAUUGAUUAGUAUUGAAUGCAAUAUUCCUAUAUAUUGUACUGAUGCCAAAAGUCAUGCUUUCAUCCAUUUAGUGAAAAAAUAGUAAAAUUAAGUCAGAAGAAAUUGCUCUCAAUUUUGUAAUUUGUAUUUAUACGCCCCAAAUGCAUCAAAUGCAGUAGGAGAAUAAUAUAAUACAGCUUGGUACCUAAAUAUAGCUAAGUUGGUUUUUGAAUAUAAAAGUUUAUGAAUAUUUGCAUUUUCUGUAUUUUUAUGAUUUGACUUUUUAGAGUCUAUGCCAACAUAUAUGGCUGUAAAACAGUACUUUGUAAUUAUAACUUAUGGUCAUAACUGUUAGUGGACUACUUACAGAAGCAAGAGCCUGUUAUAAUGACUGUACUUUGUGAACAGGCUGAUCUAAUAUGUUAAGUACAGAAGUGCUGAGUAUCAUGACUGUCAGAACCAUUCUGCUACUGAGUGAGUGUGAAAUCACAGACCAGUGAUGUUGGCUAAUUCAUGUUAAACUGUUAGGCCAUUGCUUUGUUAAUGACUUCUCUAAAUGCAUAGUGUGAUGCGAUCCUCUGGCAUAUGCUUUAAUAAAUGGAUGUAUAUUGAGCACAUGCAGCA